Durotheca rogersii is the source of this 2369-nucleotide messenger RNA. RefSeq lists its product as uncharacterized. The transcript is spliced from 2 exons. The coding region runs from base 188 to 2125 and encodes 645 amino acids. NCBI's taxonomy places the organism in Eukaryota, Fungi, Ascomycota, Sordariomycetes, Xylariales, Xylariaceae. The record is from RefSeq and is a predicted model, not a curated record.
AGAGGAGAGGAACGGACCAGAGCCAGUGCAGGCAACGAACCGCGCCCCCUUCCGACCCCAUCAACGAAUCCGAAGGCGAUCCCAAAAAAGAAGGGAAAGAAAACGAGUCUAGCAUUCUAGUACAGACGCUUACACGCACGCCCUGGGGGAAAAAGCUCGUAUUUGACCAUUUUCACCGCCACGCGCGAUGACAACCCCAGUCUCGGGGUCUUCACUCCCUCAGGCCCGAGACGUACAUCAACACCCCCAUCACACUCAUUUUCAGCACAACUCCGGCAGAGACAGCAGCCACCACGACCGUCGUCAACCGCACGCACACAACCACCACCAUCACCACCACCACGCUCGUUCUACCGAUCCCUACGGCACCAGAAGGGGCCACAGGCGGGCUGAUCCGGACCCCGUCACAAUCGUUGAGACCGUCUCCGUCAUCCAGGUGGUCGAUUCUACCGGUUCCGUCAUCACCUUGCAGACCGUUACGCCCACCCAGUCGACUACCACCACUUCCUCCUCCUCAUCACCAUCACCGCCGCCACCUUCUUCUUCUUCGUCGUCGUCGUCCACCACCACCACCACCACUACCACUACUACUAGUACCAGUACUAGUACUACUGCCACUUCGAGUUCCGGUUCCGGUCCCAAUUCUAGUUCUAGUCCCAGUCCUAGUUCUAGCUCUAGCUCUAGUUCUAGUUCCAGCGCGAGUCCCAGUCCUAGUCCCAGUCCUGUCCUUGUUCUCCCUGCACCCCCUGCCAUCCCCGGUAACGAUAAUAUCGUCAUCAGCAGCGGCAGCAGCAGUAUCACCUCCAGUAGCAGCAGCAGUAGUAGUAGCAUUACCGCCAGCACCAGCACCCCCGUCCCAGAUGCGAUUGUCGAACCGAGUACAGGACGCGUAUCCGCUCUAACUCGCCCCCCGACUCCCUCCGCACCGAUCAUCAGCGACGAUGAGGGCGGCCUAUCAUCGACACCUCCUUUCUCGUCGAUAGACCCGACCGUAGCACCGUCGGAGUCCUCGAUGCCUACCUCGUUUCCGACAUUAUCUUACUCGCCUUUGACGUCCACUCCUUUGUCUGGCGCUCCCGCCUUCCCCCCGUUAACUGGCGUGUCUAACACAACCCAAGUCUCUAUCGCGCCCUCGAACAGCACCUCGUCGUCCGCCCCCGCAUUCUCGGCAGAGAAUGUCAGCAGCGUCCUCUUAUCCAGCUCCUCGGGCGCGACCCGCACGACGAGCUCGCGCGUAGCGUCGUCGACCACAUCCUCCUCCUCCUCCUCCUCGCGUACUCCGACUGCGACUGGGUCUGGCUUCGGCGGCGGCUUCGGCGGCGACGGCGACGAGGCGCCGCCUGCCCCGUCCGACGAUGGCGGCUCGGGCUCCCUUAGCAGCGCCGAGGCCGCCACCGUCGCCGGCAGCGUGCUCGGUGGCGUCGCCGCCCUCGCGUUUCUACUCGUUCUCGCGCUCUACUUGCUCAAGUGGAAGAAGCGCCAGAACACCCUGAAACUCAUGCAAGGGUCCGCCGGCGAGCGCGGCCCGUCCGGCAUGUUGGUUGGACCUGCCGGAGAUGGUAAUGGAGGGGGAGAAGGAGGAGGAAGUGGAGGAGGUAAUAGCGGCGGAGGAGGAACAGCCGACGCGCCCAUGACGGAGCGGCGGCCAUCCGCAGGUUUCGCGGUGCCGGCUGCGCUCGCGAGCUUGGGGGGGCUGCGGCGGUCGUCGAGGAAUACGGAGUCGUCGGACGGGGGCGAGCGGGGGUUCGCAAAGUUGUCGGGCAAGCGGCUGCCGUCGGUGCUGCAGUUCGGGGGCGACGGGUACUCGGACCCGCGGGCGACGAUGAUGAGCGAUCAGUCGAUCGAGUACCGCGACUCGCUGGCCUUCCCGGGCCUGGCGGUGCCGGGGCCGACGCGGCUCGCCCUCGGCACGCCGAUGCGGCCCGAGAGCGGCAUCGCCGUCUUCAACCCGGGCCCGGCCCGCACCCCCGUCCAGGAGCAGGGCCCCUUUACCCCCCUGUCCCCCGGCUCCGACACGCUAUCGCCUCUCGAACCGCCGAGGGACCCCCUCGGGCGGUCCCACCCGUCCCACGACGGGUCGAGCCUCUCGCGAGGCUCGGUUUCUCGGUUCACCGAGGAGUUAUGACACCCCUGAUCGAUACCCCAGCGUUCGAUGUGCUCUUUUUGGAUGUCGCCACCAUUACGCCUCGUGUACAGUUUUUCUCUUCUUGGCCCGCCUUUUUUGUGAUGAUACCUACUAUUUUGUCUAAGCCGAUGUCGACACGCUUCUUCUCGCAUCAGGCUGGCGUCUGAUUGCGGCUUUUUUUUUUGAACCGCCCAAAAUUUCCUACAUGGUGUCGUGGGUAAAGGGGGGUUCGGUGAAGGAGGAG